This is a messenger RNA of Stegostoma tigrinum, 1731 nucleotides long. RefSeq names its product CWC15 spliceosome associated protein homolog (gene cwc15). Gene Ontology annotation, biological process: mRNA cis splicing, via spliceosome. The coding region runs from base 441 to 1130 and encodes 229 amino acids. Lineage: Eukaryota; Metazoa; Chordata; Chondrichthyes; Orectolobiformes; Stegostomatidae. The transcript has 8 exons. Gene Ontology annotation, molecular function: RNA binding. Gene Ontology annotation, cellular component: catalytic step 2 spliceosome. The record is from RefSeq and is a predicted model, not a curated record.
AUCAUCGCUAAUAGCUACAGUUGACUUGUCAUGGCAUUACAGAAGAAGGAACCUCCUUUACCAUCUGAAACGAGAUCAGACUUCGGAUCAGCGACUACACGAUGAAUAAAAUUCAAAACGGCGAUCAAGCGCUUCCGUUAGUUUCCAUUUGGGCCACCAUAACCUACUGCAUUGUGGGAUAUUCGGACGUGAAAACCAGCGCUGGAAUUGGGAAAGGUGUUGCUCUUUAACGUGCCGGGGUCGAGAAACAUCGUUGGCCGGUGUCCGCCAUAAACUCGUCUCUCUACGAGUGACAUGCUGCGAUAUGGAAGUACUUCCCGAAAAGGAUUCAGAAGUAACUUUUAGAUGGGAGUCGAAUAAAAAAUUGGAAGAGGAAAAUUCUGUAGAAAGUUUGAGGAAGUGGUGGCCCUUUUGAAAGAGCUGGCAGAGCUGACUUAAAAAUGACUACUGCUGCCCGACCCACUUUUGAGCCAGCUAGAGGAGGGAAGGGAAAAGGUGAAGGAGACCUCAGUCAACUUUCGAAACAGUAUUCAAGUCGGGACCUUCCUUCACAUACUAAAAUCAAAUACAGGCAACAAACCCAGGAUGUCCCUGAAGAGCUGCGUAGUCGUGACUUCCGUAGGGAACUGGAGGAGAGAGAACGAGUGGCAAUACGUGAGAAGAAUAGGGACCGACCACCCAGAGAGCACACAACGUCAUCUUCAAAGAGACCGCGCCUGGAUCAGAUACCUGCAGCAAACCUUGAUGCUGAUGACCCAUUGACAGAUGAAGAAGAGGAGGAAAGUUCUGACAGAGACAGUAGCAGUGAAGAUGAUGAUGAUGACGACACUGCUGCCCUUUUGGCUGAACUAGAGAAAAUUAAAAAAGAACGUGCUGAAGAGCAAGCACGCAAGGAGCGUGAACAAAAAGCUGAAGAGGAACGAAUUAGAAUGGAAAAUAUUCUUAGUGGCAACCCUCUACUGAACCUCAUUGGACAGUCAAACUUCAAAGUGAAGCGGAGGUGGGAUGACGAUGUAGUAUUCAAGAACUGUGCGAAAGGAAUAGAUGAGUCAAAGAGGGAUAAAAGAUUUGUGAAUGAUACACUUCGUUCAGAAUUCCACAAGAAGUUUAUGGAAAAGUACAUUAAGUAAUUAACAUUAAGCACCCUGUUCGCUGGUUGCAGGGAACUUAAUUUUCUCUCCUGAGGACUACAAACUAAAUUUUCCUCUGUUUCCACGGAUCUUGUGUCAACUAAACGUAAGGCAAUCGACAUCUGCUUUGAAGUUUCUUUCAGUCCUGCUCUUAGGUAUUAAGAUAUCAAGAAAUAACGGUACACUUCUUCAUGAAGCACCUGAUUUCUACUUCAUUGCAUCCUGUUGCUGCACAGAUGACAUCUGUACGUCUUGAAACUUCUGGUGAAUAUCUGAUUGUAGGUUAUGAGCAAUACCAUGAGAUGUUAAAAAUAGAUUUCAAUUUUUUUGGUGUAGGGCAGGCUUUAAGGAUAUAACUUCCAUCUUUCAACCUAGUAAGUCAGGAAUAAAACAUUUCGUUACUUGACUUUAUCCUGAUUUUAAAAAUAAAUUUUACUAUUAAAAUCCAGUUAAUUUUAAAUUGUGCUAUUGGCAUUGUGAACAAAGUGAAUUCUUGACACAAGUUGAACGGUGAUUUUGUUGUGCUUCACACUUUAAGAUUUGGUGAAGCUAUUAACAUCAACAGAGAUGAAAUAAACUUUGAUCUGGAACAGCAACUUUA